GAUAGAGAGUUCAAUGGGCGGGGUCAGUCAGCUGCAUGUGAGAUCACUGCACGUUGUUGUUUUCUCUGCCAUAGAGACUUUUGUGAUGGAGGAUGAUGAGUUCCUGACCGACACAUCCGCUUCGAGGAUCAUCCCUACGCUCAAUCUGCAGCUCACCAGACUUGGCAUUAGAAAUGGCAUUAGGGUGAAACAUCUGACCAAUCUCCUUGCUGAUGCAUUUAGCUAUAUAUAAAAUACUCUAAUAUCUGACAUAUGCAUCUACCUCUGUUAUAAUAACACUAGUCUUCACUGAGCUUAGUAUAUAAAACAAUGUUAGUUGAUGAUAGUCAUUCAUAACUUAUGACGUUUCUUCAAGAUACAUGCACAAACAUAUAGUCACAUCACAUACAUGCAGGCACCAUAUAGCAAGAAAUGCUACAGUUGAGCCUAGUUACAGACUGUUUGCUAAUCAGCAAUGCCCAGUCAGCCUGCAACAAUGAUCUCAUCCAGAAGGAGGCGGUCACUUUCUGUAUCAAUGUGUCAAAGCAGCAACCCUUUACCACAAUGCGGGUCAGCACUUUGCGUGUGCCCGUCUAUGAUGACCCUAAUGAAGACCUGUACAAGUAUUUUGAUCGCUGUGCUGAUGCCAUAGCAAGCGAGGCAGAAAGGGGAGGCCGGACCGUUGUGUACUGUAAGAAUGGACGCAGUCGUUCAGCUACUGUCUGUGUGGCCUAUUUAAUGAAGCACCAGGGUCUCAGCCUAACAGAUGCCUUCCAGGUAGUAAAAAAUGCCCGAUCUGUUGUUGAGCCUAACCCGGGAUUUUGGACUCAGCUGGAGCGAUAUGAACAGGAGCUGAAGAUCAGGAGGUCAUCUAACCCUUCUCCUUUUUAACUUCAUUACCAACAUUUUCUGACACUACGUUCUCAACCUUUUUUGUUGUCGUUGUUAAUAUUAGACCUGUUGCUUGAAUAUAGUUAAGGCCUUAGACACUUCACUGUUAAAGCUUGCUGAAUAUUAUGAAUCUCUUUAAAUAAGGGAUAUGUGCCUUAAAUUAUUCUGCUCAGGUUUUGAAAUUUAUUUGCAUUUUUUAAUUUUAAAUGUAACUAUUGUAUAUUACUUUUUAGAAUUACAUAAAAAUCCUCAGGUUCAUAUACCUUCCUUCCAGUAUGAGUAGGCUAUCAUCUGUUUAUUAAUUAGAGAUUAUGUAAUUUAUAAAAUAAUAUAAAAUAUUAAGAAAUAUAAUCAUCAUAGCCUACAUUUUGUCCAACAGAAUGGUUGUUUGAAAAAAAGUAAAGUUCGAUUAUUUUAGCUGGAUUAAGGCUCUUUGGAGGGUCCUUUUCUAGACUUUUCUGCCCUUUAAUAAACAUAGAAAACCUGCAAAUUUCUUCUGCUAACUGUUAUCUCAGUAUGAUUUUAUUUAUUUUUCAUAGAUGCAAUUAAAGUGAAAUAUUUAAAUAAUGUCAUAUGUAAUUGUGCGUGCUUUUUAGACCAAAACAACCAAAAAAAAAAAACCACCCCCAGGGACAGUUUUUUAGAGGUCUGUUCAUUUAAAAAGGAUGUUUGUCUUUAUUUUCUCAGCUUCCUUUUUCUAUCCAAUAUGCAUUUGCCCGCUAUGAUUUUGUUUUGAAUAGGAAUUAGGUUAGGGUUUGUUUACACGACAGCGAUGUACUAAAAACUGAAAAGUUUAUCCUUUGCACUUUUGAAAAGUUACGAGUACAGACAACAACUUUGUCAAAACGAUCCCCUUUCAACGGAUCCACGAAAACGAUUAAAAACGCUGUAUUCAUGCCAGGCCAGUAGAUGGCGAUGUCACUACAUGCGCAUGACGUCAAAGGAUAAGCGUUUUCAGGUCAGGAUCCCAAUACGCAGUUGCCUUUUACAUAAAUGGCCAAAACGCAUAAAAGUUCCCGUUUUAGUUGAAAACGGUGUUGUGUAAACGGGCCCUUUAGUAUCUGUUACUCUCCAUACUCAGGAAUGUCUCCAGUGCAUGUUGUUUUCUGGGGUGAUUGUAUACUGUGCUCUUUCACUUUAAAACUAAGUUAAAAACUAAAUAUAAAUUGCCGUCCUUUACAAUUUCUUAAAUCAUAAACAAAUCUACUGUACUGUAUUUUAGAAUGUCUCAAAUAAUAUAUUAAUCCCUCUUAUUAUACAUGUUUCUUUUAUAAAGGAAUCAAAUAACAAGACUUUGCAAGUGUGUGCUACUUUUAUAUACUCAUUAAAACACAUAAUAUGUAACA
This is a messenger RNA of Pimephales promelas (fathead minnow), 2216 nucleotides long. RefSeq names its product dual specificity phosphatase 28 (gene dusp28). The record is from RefSeq and is a predicted model, not a curated record. Gene Ontology annotation, biological process: protein dephosphorylation. Lineage: Eukaryota; Metazoa; Chordata; Actinopteri; Cypriniformes; Leuciscidae. Gene Ontology annotation, molecular function: MAP kinase tyrosine/serine/threonine phosphatase activity. Gene Ontology annotation, cellular component: cytoplasm.